Messenger RNA from Dreissena polymorpha, 2057 nucleotides. RefSeq lists its product as uncharacterized. Lineage: Eukaryota; Metazoa; Mollusca; Bivalvia; Myida; Dreissenidae. The record is from RefSeq and is a predicted model, not a curated record. The transcript is spliced from 9 exons. The coding region runs from base 672 to 1814 and encodes 380 amino acids.
CUAAACAAAUGGCGGUUCAUUUGUGGGAACAGAAUCUCAUCUCGAUGAAAAUCAUAAUCGAGUUGCUGUUUGGUAGUCCACCUCCAGCCAGAUGUACUUCAAGUAGAUUGGAGUAGUGACGAUGAAGAAAUUGUUGAAGUACCUCAAGUAGAUUGGAGUAGUGAUGAUGCAGAGAUUGUGGAAGUGGAGUGGUCAGAUUCAGAGGACAGUCGUAAAGUCCCACAGUCAGAUUCCGAGGUGAAUGUGGCAUAUACGGAUUCUGAAAAUGAUUACUCGGGUUUUGCUGAUCAUCAAACUGUAUUUGCCCCACCUAACAACCAAAAGGAUGUCAACAAUUAUAUUCUAAGUGAAGCAAGGUCCGGUAGAGGCAUGAAAAAAAAGGCCUUAAAUAUAUUAAGUAUGAAGGCAGCUUUGAAAACAAAAUGCGUCUGUGGGAAUGAGUGUUGUAUGAAGUUGAGCAUUGAGUCGGUAAGAGACAUUCGGGAGAAGUUUUGGCACAAUUCAAGAUCAACUAGGAUGUCAUUAUUGAAAGUGUUUUUUGAACAAUCUAAAAAAAGGGAAAAUAUAGAUACUUUUCUGUAGUGUCAAGAAAACAUAAAUUUAGAUUGUGCUCAAAAGUAUUUCUUUCGGCUCUAAAAAUUAACAAAAACACUCAUACUAAUGCUUCGAAAAUGUGUGAUGAUUAUUUGGAUGCCCCAUCUGGAAAGUCUCCACGCAGCUGGGAUAGGAGCACACGCCUACUAAUUGCAUGGCUUGAAAAAUACUUCACUUUUCAUGGUGAGAGGAUGCCAAACAGAUAUGAAAUCCUUCUACCAUAUGGAACAGUCCAAAGGGAAAUUUAUGAACAAUAUAAAAAGUAUGUUGAAAAUCCGGUGUGCAAUAGCCAGUUUUAUAAAAAGUGGAAGGAGAAUUUUAAGUUUGUAAAGGCUAAAAAGACAAAUACAUGGAGCUUUACCAGAUGUACAACAUGUGUGACAUUGGAAAGGCAGCUCACGAAAACCACAUGUACAGAAAUGCGGGCAUUCUAUAGACAAAAGAAAGAAGAACAUAACCUUCGUCAGAUGUUUGAGAGGAAAACCUAUUACAGUAAGCGUGAACUGGCUCAACAAAGCCCUAGGCAGCACAUGUCCAUUAUUAUUGAUGGCAUGGAUCAAGCAAAGACCAAUUUGCCCCAUUUUGCUGGAAGAAAUCCAAAGAACCUUAAUCCAGUGGAUUUAUUACAUACACACGUAACAGAAGUGUUGAGUCACGGACAUGGCAGCUUUCAUGCAUAUGUGGACAUAGGAGAAUAUCCCCAUGAUCCAAAUUUGACAAUAAACAUUAUUCUGAAAGAGUUACUGCGCCAGGCAAAGGAAUCUAACAAUUUUCUCCCACCAAUACUAUACAUACAAGCAGACAACUGUUGGCGAGAGAACAAAAACAGAUACGUGUUUUCAUUCCUUCAAUUGCUGGUUUCUGAACGGAUUUUCAAUGAGGUGCACAUGUCCUUUUUAAUUGUCGGCCACACUCAUGAAGACAUUGAUGCACGAUUUAGUAUGAUUUCUAGGACGUUGGGUUCAAAAGACGCAGAAAUCUUUGAAGACUUACUAAAAAUUUUACAAAGUGCUGAAAGAGUGACCAAAAUAUUCGAUGUAAAAAAAUGGCUAGAACCAAAUCUUAAUGUAGCUCAACACGCAACUCAGCCACUCCAUUAUAAAUUUGUUAAUGUUGAGGGCAUCGUUAAUUUUUUUUAUAAGGAUUACCAACACCAGCCCUGGACUCCACUCGUUGGACAUUUCCUACAAAAAGUUCCUGAAGGAGUACCAGAAUUGUAGCUCCAGAUUUUUCGAAGAUCGAAAUAGAAAAAAAAAUCAAAAUAUUGAUGCCAUUAGGCUGCUUCUCAAGCAAGAAAACUACAAAAAAUGGAAAGAAUUUUAUGAAACAUUAAUGGUAAACGAAGAUGCAAGUGAAUUUCCCCUUCCGCUUCUACCUAAACAGCCGAUUGAGACCACAAUUCCAAAAGGUGCUGGCUUAGUGCCAGAAGUUAGGGAACUUCUGGAAAAAGAAAAUCGUCAGCC